AUGGCCAAGUUAUCCCUUCUUCUUGGAGCUUUCGCAGCAUCAGUCUGUGUUCAAUCCCAUGCUCUUCCUCCUCCUCCUACUGUCACAAAAGCUCCUAAGCUUGAAGAUCGAGCUACUACUUGCACUUUCUCUGGUGCCAGCGGUGCAGCUUCAGCAAGUAAAUCGCAAAAAUCAUGCGCUACUAUUGUGCUGUCAAAUGUUGCCGUCCCUUCUGGCGUUACGCUUGACCUUAGUGAUUUGAAUGAUGGUACUACGGUCAUUUUUCAGGGUACAACUACUUGGGGCUACAAGGAGUGGUCUGGCCCCCUACUCCAAAUUGAGGGCAAUGAUAUCACCAUCCAGGGUGCCAGCGGUUCUGUUUUAAAUCCCGACGGCGCCCGUUGGUGGGAUGGCGAAGGCAGCAACGGUGGCAAGACAAAGCCCAAGUUCUUUGCUGCUCAUGACCUCACUUCGUCGUCUAUCACGAACCUUAACAUCAAGAACACACCUGUCCAAGCUGUCAGUGUCAAUGGUGUCAAUGGACUGACUAUUACUGGCAUGACCAUUGAUAACAGUGCUGGAGAUAGUGCAGGUGGACACAACACCGAUGGAUUUGACAUUGGCUCUAGCUCGAAUGUUGUUAUUAGCGGCGCAAAGGUCUAUAACCAAGAUGACUGCGUUGCUGUCAACUCUGGCACGAACAUCACAUUUACCGGAGGUCUUUGCUCUGGCGGUCACGGAUUGUCAAUUGGUAGUGUCGGCGGCCGAGAUGACAACACAGUUCAAACAGUUACCUUCAGCAACUCCCAGGUCACUAAAUCGGCUAACGGCAUCCGUAUCAAGGCGACUGCUGGUGAUACUGGCACAAUCAAGGGAGUGACGUACUCAGGUAUCACUCUAUCAUCUAUCACAGGCUAUGGUAUUCUGAUUGAGCAAAACUACAAUGGUGGUGACCUACAUGGAAGCCCUACAAGCGGUAUCCCGAUCACCAACCUCGUCGUCCAGAACAUCUCUGGAAGCGGCGGUGUUCUAUCCAGUGCUAACAACAUUGCCAUUGUUUGUGGAAGUGGAGCUUGCUCUAGUUGGACUUGGAGCAACGUCGUCGUCACUGGAGGAAAGAAAUACGGAAGCUGCCAGAAUGUGCCAAAUGUUGCCUCUUGUUAA
Messenger RNA from Trichoderma virens Gv29-8, 1143 nucleotides. RefSeq names its product glycoside hydrolase family 28 protein. Gene Ontology annotation, molecular function: polygalacturonase activity. Gene Ontology annotation, cellular component: extracellular region. The transcript has 5 exons. The record is from RefSeq and is a predicted model, not a curated record. The coding region runs from base 1 to 1143 and encodes 380 amino acids. NCBI's taxonomy places the organism in Eukaryota, Fungi, Ascomycota, Sordariomycetes, Hypocreales, Hypocreaceae. Gene Ontology annotation, biological process: pectin catabolic process.